AUGCGCCCUUUCUGUUUCCUGGCGGCCCUCCCGCUGCUAGUGUCGGCCUCCGCCUCCGCCUGGUCAGAAACCACCCUCCUCAUACGGGCCACCACCCCCGGUAACGAAACAUCAUGCGAGUCUGGUGACAAGGCAUGCGGCAUCUUCUGCAUUCCGAGCGACUACACCUGCUGCCCGGAUCUAGAAGGCGGCUGUCCGUCAGCGACCUCGGUGUGCAUGGAAGGCGACAACGGCAUCUACGGGUGCUGCGGGAAGGACGAGUAUUGUCAGGGCGACGGCGGGUCUGAGUUCAUCGAUGAUGGUGCUGACGGCUCGUCGUCUGGGAGUUCCAAUGGCACUACUGCGACGAGGACGGGGGAUUCGACUAGUGGGGCUGAUGUCGUUGUGUUUGGGAUUGGUCAAGGGCUCACUUUCGCAGCUGUCAUGGCUGGAAUUGUUGUGCUUGUAUAA
Capronia coronata CBS 617.96 is the source of this 450-nucleotide messenger RNA. RefSeq lists its product as uncharacterized. The transcript has a single exon. The record is from RefSeq and is a predicted model, not a curated record. The coding region runs from base 1 to 450 and encodes 149 amino acids. Lineage: Eukaryota; Fungi; Ascomycota; Eurotiomycetes; Chaetothyriales; Herpotrichiellaceae.